AUGGGAUUAUUGACUCUCUAUCUUUCAGGACAAUUAAUAUACCUUCUCAAAAAGAAUAGACACAAAUUUCAGGACAAGAUGGAUAGUAUUGCUAACAACGGUCCGUUAUCGAUCAUUUCAUAUUGCGCGUCUUCAAUCUUGAUGACCGUAACAAACAAAUAUGUCUUACUGGGUUACUCGUUCAACUUGAACUUCUUCCUUUUGGCUGUUCAAUCAGGUGUUUGUAUCGCCACCAUCGCCACCUUAAAGGCAUUUGGCGUUAUCACCUACCGUCAAUUUAACACCGAUGAAGCCAAGAAAUGGUCUCCAAUCGCUUUCUUACUUGUUGCUAUGAUCUACACCUCUUCGAAGGCUUUACAGUUCUUGUCAAUCCCAGUUUACACUAUUUUCAAGAACUUGACCAUUAUCUUGAUUGCUUACGGUGAAGUUAUAUGGUUUGGCGGUAAGGUUACCUCUAUGGCUCUUGGUUCAUUCUUGUUGAUGGUUUUCAGUUCCGUCAUUGCCUGUUACGGUGACUCUUCUGCUGCCAAGACUGCUGAAGAUACCUUUUCCUUGUACGCUGGAUACUUUUGGAUGCUUACCAACUGUUUCGCAACCGCCUCUUUCGUCUUGAUCAUGAGAAAGAGAAUUAAGUUGACCAACUUCAAGGAUUUUGAUACCAUGUACUACAACAACUUGUUGUCCAUCCCAAUCUUGUUGGUAUGUUCUUUAGUCUUCGAAGACUGGUCCCCAACUAACGUUGAAUUGAACUUCCCAUCUGAUAACAGAACUGCCACCAUUUUAGCCAUGAUCUUCUCCGGUGCCUCUUCCGUUGGUAUUUCUUACUGUUCUGCUUGGUGUGUCAGAGUUACCUCUUCUACCACCUACUCCAUGGUCGGUGCAUUGAACAAGUUACCAAUUGCCUUAUCUGGAUUGAUCUUCUUUGACGCUGUUGUCAAUGUUGCAUCUGUUUCAUCCAUUUUUGUUGGUUUUGCUGCUGGUUUGGUCUAUGCUGUUGCCAAGCAACAACAAUCGAAGGAACAAGCUGCUCCAAAGUUGCCAAAAUAA
This is a messenger RNA of Dujonia railenensis, 1047 nucleotides long. NCBI's taxonomy places the organism in Eukaryota, Fungi, Ascomycota, Pichiomycetes, Serinales, Debaryomycetaceae. The record is from the annotation of a GenBank genome assembly.